UGAUAAAUAUUGAUUUUUCAGCGCCCCCAACAAAAUAUUUCAUCGAGAAGUAGAGCGCAUAUUUCUCGCUUAAAAUAUUAGGGAAAUCGAAAUAAACACAACUCAAAUUGAAUCAAGGAUAUUAUAGCAGUAUUAGCAACCCAGCAACCACCAUAGGUCUCGCGGAGACAGCCGUCCUGGACAUAAUGGCUGCUAAUUUGCAACAGCAGCGCUCCAUCAACUUGCAGCUACGGCGGGAAGUGGAGAUGGAGCGUAUGCCCGUCUCGGUGGCCUGCUCCCUGAUGAUGAAGUACAUGUUGGAGCACGAGGAGGAAGACUGCCUGCUCAGCGGCUUCACACAGAAGGUGAAUCCGUUUCGUGAGAAGAGCUCCUGCAGCAUCCUGUAGAUCCGGAUACAUGAUGAUUCGGACCCAGUCCUAACAGUAUUAUCCUAUAAUGUAUACUCAAUCACGGCCGAGAUCAGAAUCAGCCGUAUUACCUAUUUGCUGUUCAUUGUAAGUGUGCUGACCUCAAUUAUGUCUAUAAACUAAGUAUAUACAAUGGAAUCGGACGAACCGAGAAUUUAUGGAUACAUAAACAAAAUACGAGAAACCGUCUUGACCUAAAACGCCUGCGUAUGUGUGUAUAAAUAUCGUGUAUUUUGCUAAUCCUGUAGCUCUUUAUUGGAGAAUUUAGCAAAGCCCCUUCCUAUAUAGAUGUUUCCUAUUGAGAUAUUCCUGAAAUAAAGCCAUGUAGCCAGUGAUUUUCAUGUGAA
Drosophila mauritiana is the source of this 754-nucleotide messenger RNA. Its product is annotated as guanine nucleotide-binding protein subunit gamma-1. The record is from RefSeq and is a predicted model, not a curated record. Gene Ontology annotation, biological process: G protein-coupled receptor signaling pathway. Gene Ontology annotation, cellular component: heterotrimeric G-protein complex. Gene Ontology annotation, molecular function: G-protein beta-subunit binding. The transcript has a single exon. The coding region runs from base 186 to 386 and encodes 66 amino acids. Lineage: Eukaryota; Metazoa; Arthropoda; Insecta; Diptera; Drosophilidae.